Messenger RNA from Trametes versicolor FP-101664 SS1, 1244 nucleotides. RefSeq lists its product as uncharacterized. The transcript is spliced from 5 exons. Gene Ontology annotation, molecular function: transcription coregulator activity. Gene Ontology annotation, cellular component: mediator complex; core mediator complex. NCBI's taxonomy places the organism in Eukaryota, Fungi, Basidiomycota, Agaricomycetes, Polyporales, Polyporaceae. The record is from RefSeq and is a predicted model, not a curated record. Gene Ontology annotation, biological process: termination of RNA polymerase II transcription; regulation of transcription by RNA polymerase II. The coding region runs from base 37 to 642 and encodes 201 amino acids.
CUUAACGCAGAGCAUACUUCCUUACAUCUCAACAAAAUGACUUCCCAUGCAUACGAAGUCGCGUUAUUUGGGGAGUUCUUCCCUCAGGACCUACCAGCCAUAUUGAACCGCUUCACCUUGCAUAGCGAGUCUGCGCACCAGAUGCAUGCGCGCGAGAUCGUCUUCGAGCCGUUCGACGCGCAACAUCAGCGUGAUUCAGGCACCGAGCCAGUGCUGCUACGCGCGCGGAAGGAACUCCUUGAGCCCGAUGCGAAGUGGCUUCUAUACUCGUAUCUAAAGCCGGAGUCAGUGCGCGUACAUCCCGAGGCGACAGUGCGCCCUUGGGCGACAUGCCAAGUUGUCGGUGAGGCUCUCGAGCUCGCAUCGGCCUUGGGCUAUGUCCGCAGAUCACAGAUAUACAAGAGGGGCUACGUCUUCAGGCGAGGAAAUCUCGUCAUUCAGAUGUUCCAGCAGGAGCACGUGGACCCAAAGACGGGAAAGGUCAUCCCGGCGCACGUAGACACGCUCUGGGAAGUGGAGGUGAAGACCGCCGCCCCCGUCAGGAAUACCCAAGAGACGCCCCUCAGCCAGUCACUCGACGCGGUUCUCGCCGUACAGCUCCUUAUGAAGGGGUUGCUUGACCUCAGGCGGCAGGAUGUAUGAGUAUGAGAUGCACGAACGGUGGACUACGCUACUCUGCUACAGAGGUUUCGUUCCAGCAUGGCCGCCGCCACUACGUUCCUUCGUCGUCCUCCUCCUCGCCACCAGAAUCUCCCCAAUCGACCUGCUCGUCAUCCGCAGCCCCAUACCCAGCGAACGCACUGUCGGAACCAGGGUCACGCAGCGCACCUGCGUCGCGGAGCUUCUGCAACAUGGCAGCCAGCACCUCUGGGUCUCCUUCAUACUCCUCGUCGGUCUCCCCUUCGGCGUCCUCGUCGCCCCAGUCAUCCUCACCCUCCUCGUCCCCACUCUCCGCAUACCCUCCAAGCAGGUUCAGUACGUUGCGUUCCUCCUCGCCUUCGUCGUUCUCCUCGCUGCCAUACCCGCCGAGCAGCCCGCUCAUAGCCUUCUUCGCCUGCUUCGCGUUCAACUUGCGCCGCUUCGGCCGCGGAGAGUCGUAGUCGUCAUGUACGACCGCGCCCCUGUCGUCCACGAUGGUCCCCUGGAACGCGUCCUCCUCCCAGAUUUCAAUGGUUGGGAAUUCGACAAAGUGCUUGUGCUUGAGUAUGGCGCCUAGGGGUUUGCUCGGGUCGAGCUUGUAGAAG